This is a messenger RNA of Tetrapisispora phaffii CBS 4417, 834 nucleotides long. It is a transcript of the gene SIC1, whose product is annotated as cyclin-dependent protein serine/threonine kinase inhibiting protein SIC1. NCBI's taxonomy places the organism in Eukaryota, Fungi, Ascomycota, Saccharomycetes, Saccharomycetales, Saccharomycetaceae. The transcript has a single exon. The coding region runs from base 1 to 834 and encodes 277 amino acids. The record is from RefSeq and is a predicted model, not a curated record.
AUGGCACCUUCUACUCCUAAAAGGAACGGUGCUAGUGAGUUUUUGCAUCACAGCGAUGGUGAUUUAGGGAAUACAGAUAUGGAUGCUGGUAUAUUUGAUGACAAUUUCGUUGAAUAUAAUGAUACGAGGACGUUAAAGACCCCGAUGAAAGGUGGCACCAAAUCACUAUUGCAACCAGUGACGCCAAUUACAGCCACAAAAAAGACUGAACGGACUUCAUUAAAUUUAUUCGAUAGCACCAACACUCACUCUAAGGACUCACUAAGGACUCCUAUUAAUCAAGCCACUGAAAGUCCAAGAUUGUUAACUCCGUCGCAGAUUGUGUCUGACAGCAAAUCAAUAAGUAGAGUGCUUUUCCCUUUGGAUAAUACAGAAGAAUCUGAAGAAUACGAGGAUAAAGACUUUGUCCAUAACAAUUCAAAUAAACUUGUGUUUGAAGAUACGAGCAAAAGAAAAGCUCAAGAAUCAUCAAUUAUUGAAGAAGGCACGUUCAAUAAAUUGAGAAGAUCGACACCAGGCACCCCGAGUAACCAGAUAAUAACAGAAGAUAUAAAAAAUGAAUGGCAUAAUGAAAAUAAUACAAUAUCUAUAUUUGAAGAAAAACGAACAGAAUAUGUCAAAGAAACGAAAUUAUACAAUCCAUUUGAAGUAGAUGACAUUUUAACUGAAGAAGAGAUUUUAAGAAGGAAGAAUGAAUUGAUUCAAAAUAAUCAAAAUAUCGAAGAUGUCGUGACAUACUUCAAUAAAAAUGGUAAAAUUGUUAGAACAAGGAAAUUGACAUCAGAGGAGAAGGAGAAAUUUAAACCAAAAAGACUUUUUAAAGAUAACUAUUAA